Messenger RNA from Diatraea saccharalis (sugarcane borer), 1892 nucleotides. Lineage: Eukaryota; Metazoa; Arthropoda; Insecta; Lepidoptera; Crambidae. The record is from the annotation of a GenBank genome assembly.
UAAAUGGUUGAAACUCACUUUUCAUUUUAAAGUUUAUACUUAACAAAUAAAAAUGUUGUCAAAAGUAAAAAAUACGUCGUUUUUGGUUAGUAACAUUGUCAUUCUCAACGUGCAAUAUAUAAAAUCAAAGACCGCAGCGUUAAAAUAAUUAUUAUUUUUUCUUUAAAUUUAAUUAUAGUAGCUUUCUAAAAAUUAUGUAAUAUUUUUCAUAUAAAAUACGAAGACGUUGUUCAUUAUAGUCAGUAUAGAAAAGUUCAUUUUCAAGAAUCCAACCAGAAACCUCCGACAUGACUCGAAAACAGGCCCGGGGCGGCAAAAGGCCUGGGUCGAACACUUUUUCCAACCGAGACAAGAUAUUGAUUUUGCUUUUUUAAUGCAUACAUUUUUAAAUAAUGUUAUUAUGAUUUUGGCGGAUAAUUGUAGCCAUUGAGAUUAUAAAGUAAUAAAUAUAUCGUAAGGAGCUCAAUGGCGCAGUGGUAAUCGCGUUUGGUCUGCGAUACGUUUAUUAAGCAACUUUCCCAAUGGCCGAUCAUAGGAUGGGCCACCAAAAACUUACUAUCCUUACGGCCCAUUCUUCCUAUUCAAAGUUGACACAAAACUUAUUCGAAAACUGAAAUAUACGCAAAAUUCUUAGAAGCAAAUGAUAGUGCAGUUUAGAAUAAACUUCAACUAGUAAUUGUAAUUAGAGCUAAAGCUAAAAGUUCUAUUUCCAUUUAUUUUUGAAAACUCGACCUUUACCAAAACAGUGCUAUGUAAAAUAUAGGUAUUUAACGCCAUCCAUGGGUGCGAAGUAGGAGAACACGAAUCGAUCGCAGCGCGCACCGUGGCUAAAACGGAAAACUCUGUCGGACGAAAUGUCACUUUUUACUUAUGAAAUUUAGAUAUUUGUGCAUUUUAAGUAAAAAUUAAUAAAAUGCGUCACGAUACCUGCUGUGUAGUUGGCUGCAAGAACAAUAGCAAAAAUAGUGAUAAAAAAAUUUUUAGAUUUCCUCGAGUGAGUUGGAAACAAGAACAAAAUUACUAAGCUGUAGCUUCACCAAAUAGGAGUAGGGGAGAGGGAGGCAGUUUAGAACAGGGGCAGUUUUGAAACAAUCGAUUUAUGAAUGCAUUCUUCAUCUUUUCUAACCUACUUAACCUUUUUAAUUCUGAUAAUACCAAACUACACAGCUGUCAGGUCCCAACUAACGUCAAUGUCAGUGUCAUUUUAUAAAAAUAUUGCCGGUUAUUUUACGAAGAAGAAAAUAAACAAAUUUUUUUUUGCUUGUAAGCAAAUUUCUGAAAAAGUAAGUAUUAUUUUCGAGUUGUGAUUAUAUUGUAGUGUUGCAUAUAUUAUGGACUCAGUAUUUACAAAUAUAAGAUCAUUAAACACAAGUUAGUUUUUCGUCUAUGAAUAUUUAUUUCUGAAGGUCGGUAUUGGGGCAGAUUUGAAAAAAAUCACUGGGGCACUUUUGAACAAAAAUUUUCAAAAGUGGUCAAAUUGCUUUUGAAUAAAAUGUUCAACAGUGCACAUAAAUAAAACAUGGGUAUUUAUUUUAUGAAAAUUAAGUACCUAAGUGGUUUAAUAUUGUAUUGUAUUUACAGUCAUAAUGACACGAAAUUAUAAAAAGAAAAAAGAAAAUGACGAAGAAGAUGCACAACGAGCUGUUUUGUGUGUUAUCAACGACGGCAUGAAGCUGAGGACCGCUGCUGCAAUAUACUACAUAAAACCAUCUAUUUUAUUUUAUAGAGUCAAAAAAUAUGAGGAGAAUUUAAGUCCUAAAAAUGAAAAAUAUUGUAGCAAACACACUGUGCAUCAAGUUUUCACAAACGAUGAAGAGAGCAUGCUGGAAAAGUACUUUCUAAAAAUGUCUAAAAUGAAUUAUAGUCUUACGUAUUGUAAAGUGGAUAAAUAA